Messenger RNA from Daldinia loculata, 1581 nucleotides. RefSeq lists its product as uncharacterized. The record is from RefSeq and is a predicted model, not a curated record. The coding region runs from base 204 to 1328 and encodes 374 amino acids. Lineage: Eukaryota; Fungi; Ascomycota; Sordariomycetes; Xylariales; Hypoxylaceae. The transcript has 4 exons.
CUACAUGGUUUGCUCUAUUUUCAUCUAGUCGUCGCAUUUCGUUUGGACCAGAUACCCAAUAGCUGUAUUUGGCAGCUCAGUUGCCCAAUAGCUUGCUAGUUUCUGCAAAUACCCGCAUCGUACUCGUCACUCUGCAUAGGGAGCAACUGAGAUAGUUUUUUAAAUCACGGGCAAGACGUGCUUUUCGCGCGCACCGACGGAAUAUGUCGGAUCAAGGAGGAAUUUCGUAUAGUCCUGCCCGGGUCAAUCCAUUUGCAAAUGUCCAAGUAGCUAGCUACCCAGAGCACGUUCAGGUAGCUAACUACUCGCAAAUAAUAUAUCUUGAUACUCAGGAGUCAGAAGAAGAAAAAGAGCCCGUAGAACAAGGGCAUGAGCCGGAAUACGAUGUAAAUGAAGAGCAGUUUGAGCCUCCAGCACCCCACAGAUCCCCGCCCGCGAUAUCUUCACCCACGAUAUCCUCACCCCCCAUAGCAUUACAUAAGACAAAGAAAGAAAAGGAUAAACCACCUACACCAAAAGAACCUAGUCCAGAGAAGCAGCCUAGUAAACCACUCACAUCAAAGCAAAAGAAGCAAGCCAAAAAGAAGGAAAAGGAAAAGGCUAAAAAGGGGGCGAAAAAUGCGGCGAAGAUGACGCCAAACACAGGAUCAUCAGAACCCCCACCCCCUCCAGCAUCUGAAGCUAUUCCAGCCGAGCCUUCUACAGACGAGGCUAAUAAGUCAGAGGAUACGGCCCCAUCGCUACAGUCGACUGACUCGAACUCACCUAACCCCCCUAACCCCCCUGAGCCCUCUGAGCCUCCUGAACCCCCUGAACAGCCUAAUGAGAAUGAAGCAGUAGAAGUGACGGAUAAACAGGCAGGAAAGGUUGAGACCAUAUUGUCGGCCGAAUCAGAAAGCAUACCUUCAAGUGGACAGUCUAAUGAGCUAGAGGCAAGGGAGCCGGCUUCGGAAACUGCUGAGGUUUCCGAGUCUCCUCAAUUAGAGAAAUCAGAUGUAGCUGCUCAUACACAUCCGAUCAGUACUGCCGAGAGCGAUGCACCUACGGAUAUACAAGAGGCUGACGCACCAGCCCUUAGUACUGAGGAAUCUAAACCCGAUACAAGCGAGCAAGGUGCAGACGUAGCCAGUGAAACUAACAGAGAGCUUCUCGGUGAAGAUAACGACCAAGAGACCACACCAACCACAGACGUAGGAGCUAUAUCGGAGCCUCAAACGGGGGAAGCCGCGGAUGAGCCAGCAGUUGAGCCUGAGAAUGCUGAGCCUGAAAAGUUGAAAGAUGUCCCCGAGGAGAAUUCAAAAGAAACUCGGCCGCUGCCGUCGAGAUAAACGAGCCCCUUGGCGGGCCAAGUGCGGAUACGAAAACGGUUCAGGAAAGCGACGAAGCGGGACAGGUGGCCGAUACACAAAAAGUUGAAACGCUUGAGGGUGUCAAUGAGACACUACCAGACGGGAAUCCUACCAAUGGCACAGGCGAAACCCUCGAGAAGUCCGAGGACCCUCAAGAUCCUAAAACAGAAUCAAACGAUGAGAAUACUACGACUGAAGAGGAAGCACCAUCACCUAACAACAAAGAUGAGCU